CAUCAGUUGAACUCAAUCAAUUGCCCAGCGCAUUUAGCAAUCAAAAACCGGAAACACAAAUCCUAACCAAAAUCAAUAUGAAAUUCUUCUCAGUUGUCACUGUCUUCGUGGUCGGUCUUCUGGCCCUGGCUAAUGCUGUCCCCCUGUCCCCUGAUCCAGGCAAUGUGGUCAUCAACGGUGACUGCAAGUACUGCAAUGUCCAUGGUGGAAAGUAGGAGAGUCCCUGCCUAAGGAUCUACCAAAGGUCAUAGCUUAUCCUAAAACCCAAAACUGAAGUAGUUAUAAUGCCGCUUUGUACGAAAAUGGAAACUAGAAUUUAAUUUUAAUGCAAAAAUAAUAAUAAAUGAAACAAAGAAAACUA
Drosophila eugracilis is the source of this 361-nucleotide messenger RNA. RefSeq names its product bomanin Short 2. NCBI's taxonomy places the organism in Eukaryota, Metazoa, Arthropoda, Insecta, Diptera, Drosophilidae. The transcript is spliced from 2 exons. The coding region runs from base 78 to 215 and encodes 45 amino acids. The record is from RefSeq and is a predicted model, not a curated record. Gene Ontology annotation, biological process: defense response.